Molecule: messenger RNA, 1690 nt
Organism: Lindgomyces ingoldianus
Lineage: Eukaryota; Fungi; Ascomycota; Dothideomycetes; Pleosporales; Lindgomycetaceae
Product: acyl-CoA synthetases/AMP-acid ligases II
Exons: 6
Coding region: 1-1656 (551 amino acids)
Biological process (GO): secondary metabolic process
Molecular function (GO): CoA-ligase activity
Source: RefSeq, a predicted model, not a curated record
AUGGCUGCCCACCGGGUUUACCGAUCAAACUAUCCACCUCCCCAGAUCCCUACAAACGUAUCUGUUUCUCAAUUGCUUCAGCGCUACAAUCCCGAUGAUGUGGAGUCAGGCAAGGUCAUUUGUGAGGAUGAUUGGACUGGGAAGAAGCUUACCUAUUCUGGUAUUAGAGAAGAGAGUGCCAAGGGAGCAUAUGGGCUCAGACACGUGAUGGGGCUUCGUGAAGGGGAUGUGGUCUGCAUUUGUGCGCCUAACUCUGUUGAAGUUGUGAAGUUGAUACAUGCAGUUUUAUGGUGUGGAAGCACAGCUGUGUUGAUAAAUCCACUGAGCACCGAAUACGAAAUUGCGCACUGCCUAGAUAUAUCCCAACCUCAGGCUAUAGCUGUAGAUGCUAAUACCUGGCCUACUGUUUCCGGCGCGGUGAAUAGCGAGCCAGACUUUUCCGGACUGAAGGCCAUCUCAAUCGACGAUAGCCAAUCCUCGCUCAAGAAUGUUGUUCCUUCCACAUUGCUAUUCGACCAGACAGAAUCCCUGCUUCCCUUUGAUCUCUCAAGUCGAGACAGCAGAGAUCAUACUGCAGUUGUAUGCUUCAGUUCGGGGACGAGUGGGAAGGCAAAGGGGGUCGAAUUGUCGCAUUAUAACCUCGUCGCCUCUAUACUAGAUCUCCGAGCUACUGAUCCAAAUUACUGGAAUGGUAGUAUCAGAGGGGUAUUUUUUGCUCCGUUAUGUCACAUCUACGGCCUCAUGACUGUCGCAUUAAUGGGCACGUGGCUCGGUUCUUACACGAUGUUGAUGAAACGCUACACACUCGACACCUUCCUCGAACUCUCAGCCAAAUCUAACGUAACCGCUCUCCGCAUCCUCCCGACGAUCGCUGUAGCUAUUGCUAAACAGCAAACCUUCAAUCUCUCCCGCCUAAACUGCGUUAAAUAUAUUAUGUGCUCCGGUGCUGCAUUGCCUCCUGCUAUCAUUACCUUUUUCCAUCAACACUUUCCGUCCGCACCUAUCUUCCAAGGCUACGGAAUGACGGAAACGCAUAUCACGAUGUUAAAGCCGGAAUCGGCGUACCGGAUAGGCUCUGUGGGCCGUCUGUUCGCUAACAUCGAAGCGAGGGUUGUCGAUGAGGAGGGCAAGGAUGUGCAAGAGGGAGAACAGGGAGAGAUGUUGGUUAGAGGUCCGAGUAUCUUCAAGGGAUACAUGAGAAACAAAAAAGCAACGCGUGAGGCGUUUGAUGGCGAGUGGAUGCGAACGGGAGAUAUCCUGAAAAUUGAUAAAGAAGGAUUUUGGUGGCUGACGGAGAGGAAGAAGGAGUUGAUCAAGUACAAGGGCAAUCAAGUUGCACCAGCAGAACUCGAGGCCAUUCUCAACUCUCAUCACCACGUGAGCGAGGGUGCAGUGUGCGCGCUUUGGCAUGAGGAUCAGGGAACUGAAGUUCCGAUUGCGUAUAUUGCUCUUACGCCGGAUGCGAAAGCGUCUGGUAGGGACAGAGACGCGAUUGCAGCGGAUGUGCGAAAACACGUCGACGCAAAAGUCUCGCCGUAUAAGAAGCUUCGAGGAGGUGUGAUAGUUCUGGAUGAAAUUCCAAAGUCAGGGAAUGGGAAGGUAUUGAGGCGGAUGCUGCCAGCGAGACUGGCGAGGGAACGGCAGGGGAAAUUAUAACUUAUUGAAAGUUCACCACUUCCAAACAGCAGCA